Molecule: messenger RNA, 597 nt
Organism: Rotaria sp. Silwood1
Lineage: Eukaryota; Metazoa; Rotifera; Eurotatoria; Philodinida; Philodinidae
Source: the annotation of a GenBank genome assembly
GCAGAUUUUGAUAAAGAAGAACUUGAUCGAGUACGACAAAAAUUUAACGCAAAAAAAUUAGCUCAGCAAGAAAAGAAAAAAACACUUCAACUUGAUAUUGAUGAUGAUGAUGAUAAUCAAAAAGAUAUUUCAACAACAAAAUCAAAUGAAAAUGUUAAACUUGAAAUUGAACGAUUAAAAAAAGAAUUAAAACAAACAAAAAAGUCAUCAUCAGCAUCCAUACCCAAAUCAUCAGAAAUUGUCGUUCAAGUAGAAACAGAACCUGCACCCUCAUCUAUUCAACCAGUUACUUCAAGUACUACUACAUUAAUGGAUGAAUUAAUGGCAGAAAGAUUUCGUGUAAAAGUUCAUACUGCUAAAGAUGAACAAAUUAAUGAACCUUUAAAUGAAACACAAUCAGAACAAAUAGCUGAUAAAGUUCAAACACCAUUUUUAAAACAUACUUUUCUAUCUCAAGAAUUAUUAGAUAAUGUUCAAGAUAUUUAUACGAAUGCUGAAUUAUUAACUGUUUAUGAUCCAAGAAAUCCAAUGACUAAACGACGACGAGAUGAAAGUAGUAUGUUACUUCAUCAAAAAAAACAUAAAGGACAUACAUAA